Messenger RNA from Aureobasidium subglaciale EXF-2481, 1430 nucleotides. RefSeq lists its product as uncharacterized. The record is from RefSeq and is a predicted model, not a curated record. Bases 217 to 1392 code for a protein of 391 amino acids. Lineage: Eukaryota; Fungi; Ascomycota; Dothideomycetes; Dothideales; Saccotheciaceae. The transcript has a single exon.
AGUCCUCGAGAAAUGUGGCUGGUGAGCCAAUGUUACGUCAAAGGACCGCCCUUGGACAUUCAUGCGGGUUUGAAACCUGCUCGGAUGUCAAGGGUGCUGCCAGUUUUCUAAGUAUCAGCCGGCCUUUUCCAUUCUCUUCAUCUCUUCCUCCUUACAAGCACUACAUACACCCAGACCACACAUCUCACACCAAAUCUAUCUUCGCAAACCCCUAUCAUGUCGGACAAGCAAGCCUCUGCCGGAGCCGAAGGUGGUGCCAGUGCUCCCGAAAGAAAGAAGCCACAGAAGCUGGGCCAGAAGAAACCUCAGCAGCAACAGCCCACCCCCGACCAAUCGGAAGGAGAUGGUGGUGCUGAGGCCGAAGCAAGCGCCGACGUUGAAGCAGAUGCCAGUGCCAACGCCGAUGGAGAAGAAGAAGCCGAGCCGGAACCUCAGCAACAAAAGUCACGUCAAGCAUCUCAAUCUCGCAGACGCCAGAGCCGUGGUCGUGGCCGUCGCGGACAAGACAGCGACACAGAAUCUGUUGCUAGAAGCGAUGCAUCUGCGAACGGUGGACGUCGCCAACGUCAACGUCAGAAGAAGCAAGGCGGCGGCGGCGGUGGUGGUCCUCUGGACGACAUCACCGAAAAUGUUCCUGGAGGUGACGCAAUUGGUGGAGCUGGCGAGAUGGUUCAAAAUACCGCUGGUCAGGCCGUCAACCAAGUUGGAAACACCGCGGGUAAGGCUCUCGGCGGUUUGACAGGAGGUCAGAAGCAAGGCGGUGGUGAGGAAGAGGACGACGGUGGUAAGGGUGAACAAUUGCGUCUGAGACUCGAGCUUAACCUGGACAUUGAGAUUCAGCUUAAGGCUAAGAUUCACGGUGACCUGACUCUCGGAUUGCUGUACGUAUAUCGCCGCACUUCCCUUCUCAAUGGAGCUGACAAUCCACCAGUAACUAAAACCAUUGCUGCCACGCAUACGCCGAAAGUGCGGACGACCAAUGCUGAAACGACAUUUAUAAUGGGAUACCAUGGAGUUCUGGUCUUUGUUGGAUUACCAUCUGUUCAUCUUGUUUCAUUCCCUGUAUUCUGUAAAGUUAGAUCAAAAACGACGAGAGGACCUUUGAGCCACACAAGACUGUUCUGUCGACGGAGAUGUGAUUAUGCUUCUAGAGCACAAGUGAUACAAGGCAAGCGUCUUCUCGCUUUGCAUAUCCUCUCUGCUCACCUAUCGUGGAUGCCCGAUCCCGAGGUAUCAGUCUACUUGAAGACCUGCACAUGCUGCCUGAGGUAUCUUCGUAUUCGUGUCAUGUUCGUUCAGUCGGAUCACCAUAGAGCUCGCUUCACCGUCAGUACCCUGACGUCGACGUGUCAGCUAGUGAGGCGCAGUGCCUUGAUCAUGAAUAGUGUUUGAGCGGUCUCGCGAAAUUUCCUUCUGCAAAUUGCCCUAGA